This is a messenger RNA of Trematosphaeria pertusa, 2153 nucleotides long. RefSeq names its product GABA permease. Gene Ontology annotation, molecular function: transmembrane transporter activity. The coding region runs from base 308 to 1939 and encodes 543 amino acids. The record is from RefSeq and is a predicted model, not a curated record. Lineage: Eukaryota; Fungi; Ascomycota; Dothideomycetes; Pleosporales; Trematosphaeriaceae. Gene Ontology annotation, biological process: transmembrane transport. The transcript is spliced from 5 exons. Gene Ontology annotation, cellular component: membrane.
GUUACGAGCCCGCUAUCUUCGAUAGGGAAGCUGCGUGGGCUGGGCGCGCGUGUCCACGCUCUCGCCGAAAGCUUGUUGGACGGGCAUCCGACGGCUCCUUUAUCAUGGGACGGCGCCGCUGCUCUGGGUCUGAACCUGCCUGCUAUCGCUGCGACGUCACGACUGUUGCUGCUCUGCAUCUGCGGUUUGCGGAAGCUAGGGAUCCCGUCGUUGUGCUUGAGAAGAACCUUGGAACUUGUAGGACGGGUUGGUUCUAGAUCUUGAAGGAACUCGAUUUUGGCAGUAUCGAGAGUAGGAUAUCGGCAAGAUGAAGAGAAGUCUGUCAAUCACGAAUCGCCGGGGCUCCGUCGACCCCAGCGCGGACGCGCAGCUGGCGAAGAUGGGCUACAAGAGCGAGCUUCCCCGGAACCUAAGCAUGCUCUCAGUGCUUGGGCUGUCCUUCGCGAUUAUGGCAGUCCCGUUUGGGCUGUCAACCACAAUGUAUAUCACACUCACAGACGGGCAGAGCGUCACUAUCCUCUGGGGAUGGGUUCUUGUCAGCUUGAUCUCUCUGAGUAUCGCCGCCUCGCUAGCGGAAAUCUGCGCCGUUUAUCCCACGGCCGGCGGCGUCUACUACUGGUCUGCUAUGCUCAGUACGCGUAAAUACGCACCCGUCGCCAGCUGGAUAACCGGGUGGUUUACACUCGUGGGCAACUGGACUGUCACGCUGUCGAUCAACUUCUCUGGCGGACAGUUGAUCCUCUCCGCCAUCAGUCUCUGGAACGAAGACUUCGUGCCGAAUCAAUGGCAGACUAUCCUUAUGUUCUGGGCUGUGAUGCUUGUCUGCAUGUCCGUCAAUAUCUUUGGAGCCAAGUAUCUGGAUUUGAUCAACAAGGUCUGCAUCUAUUGGACGGCGAGCAGUGUGGUUAUUAUUUUGGUGACUCUGUUGAGCAUGGCGGACACGAAGAGGAACGGGGCGUUCGUGUUUGGGCAUUAUGAUGCGAGUGCUAGCGGUUGGCCAUCCGGAUGGGCGUUCUUCGUCGGAUUGCUACAAGCCGCGUAUACGCUGACUGGUUAUGGUAUGGUGGCGGCCAUGUGCGAGGAAGUCCAGAGCCCGGAGCGCGAGGUCCCGAAGGCGAUUGUGCUCUCCGUCGCUGCAGCCGGUGUGACAGGCGUUAUUUACCUCAUCCCAAUCCUCUUCGUCCUUCCGGAUGUCCAAAUACUCCUCGAGGUGGCAAACGGGCAACCUAUCGGCCUCCUCUUCAAGACCGUAACCGGCUCGGCGGGUGGCGGCUUCGGUCUUCUCUUCCUUAUCCUCGGCAUCCUCUUCUUCGCGGGCGUCGGUGCCCUAACCGCUGCGUCUCGCUGCACCUACGCCUUCGCCCGCGACGGUGCCAUCCCCGGAUCCCGUAUUUGGAAGCGAAUCAACAAGCGCUACGGCAUGCCACUCUGGGCACUCGUACUCUCCACCGUCGUAGACUGCCUCCUCGGCCUCAUCUAUUUUGGCUCAUCCGCAGCAUUCAACUCCUUCACCGGCGUCGCGACCAUCUGCCUCUCCGUCUCCUAUGGAAUGCCGAUCCUAAUCUCCGUCUUGCGCGGCCGUAGAGCCGUCAAGCACUCGGGAUUCUCGCUUGGCCGCUUCGGCUAUGCUAUCAAUAUCGCUAUGAUACUCUGGAUCUGUCUCGCGGUCGUACUCUUUUGCAUGCCUGUGAGCUUGCCAGUGGAGCCGGCCACGAUGAACUAUGCGUCUGUGGUGUUUGCAGGAUUCGCGACGAUCAGCGUGGUAUGGUAUUUUAUACGAGGGAGGAAGGAUUUCACGGGCCCGCCGGUGCCGCAGGAUGUCGAGCCGGGGGAGGAGGUGGGCGUGGUGGAGGUCGAGAGGGUGCGGGACUUGGAGGGGAAGCCCGUGGCAGGAGAGGAGACGGAUAUGGCGGAUAAGGCGGAGGGAGAGAAGUUGUAGGCGAAUUGAGGGGUCUUUCUGCUACGCAUGGGCUUUGGAUACUAGAGACUUGAUGCUCAUAGAUCGACUUGCGAUAGCCGUCCGGGGCGACUACAGCAGGGUAUGACCUGGCUAUACGAAGUUCCGGCGCGGUUCUUACCCCUAAAGCCCUUAGGCAUGAUACAAAAUGUGCCCAGCGACAGCCAGCCAGAAUAAUCUUAGCCAAUGGGCAGCC